This is a messenger RNA of Lycium barbarum (goji berry), 597 nucleotides long. RefSeq lists its product as uncharacterized. The transcript has 2 exons. Bases 1 to 597 code for a protein of 198 amino acids. NCBI's taxonomy places the organism in Eukaryota, Viridiplantae, Streptophyta, Magnoliopsida, Solanales, Solanaceae. The record is from RefSeq and is a predicted model, not a curated record.
AUGUGGGAUAGGACAUCCAGUUGCAUUAGAGAAGCAGCUAGAGAGGUUCUAGGAGUCUCAAGAGGUCGUCGUGGUGGGCACCGAGGGGAUUGGUGGUGGAAUGGGGAAGUCCAAGGUAAAGUGAAAGCAAAGAAGCAGGCAUAUGCGAAGCUGGUAGAUAGCAAGGAUAAUGAAGAUAAGCGGACGAAUAGGGAAAAGUAUAAGAUGGCGAGAAAGGAGGCGAAUUUGGAAGUGUCAGCAGCGAAAACGGCGACGUUUGAACGCCUUUAUGCAGAACUAGAGGACAGAGGUGGGGAUAAGAAGUUAUUCAGGCUUGCCAAGGCCAGAGAGAGGAAGGCACGCGACCUGAGUAUAAAGGUCGACGAGGUUAAGGGUGCUGUCUGUAGGAUGUGCAGGGGAAGAGCAACCGGACCUGACGAGAUUCCUGUGGAAUUUUGGAAGAGUGCAGGAAGGGCAGGCUUGGAGUGGCUGACUGGGUUGUUUAAUGUUAUUUUCAAGAUGGAAAAGAUGCCCGAAGAAUGGAAGUGGAGUACAAGGAUCCCUUUGUACAAGAAUAAGGGCGACAUUCAAAGCUGUAACAAGGUAUCAAGCUGCUAA